CGAGAGUUGCCGAAUCAUCUGUCCUGCCCGGACUGCUGGAAGCGGCCACAACGCCAUGUUGGCGAAGUCUCUCAUCUCUGUGAGAAAAAAAUGAUAGAAAACAUACGUACAGAGAAGAAAAGGUAGAUCGCCGAGGAGGGAUUGAAGAUUGCGGCGAUUAUUUAUUUUUGAAAGAAACGAAACCGAGCCGGAUCCGCAAAGGUUCCGGACGGACGAGGGAGGCUAAACCUCCCACCGUCCCCAUGCACAGCACGGCUGAUCCGAGCGGCGACUUUCCAUGAAAAAAAGAGACGUUUGUGUUGCUAUUCGAGCGUCGUUAUCCCACUUCGUUAAAGGGAUUUGGGGCCUGCUUCAAGAAUCUGCUACGCUUGCUCCAUGCAUGCCAGCUAGGCGUCGUUUGUAUCAGUAUUUAUUACGGUAUUGUUUUUAUUUGUUAAUUUUUUUGCAAUGAGUUCGCCACCGAAAGUGGUCCCCAAACCCGCCGCUGUCGCAGUCAGUGGACCUGGAAGUGGCACCUCUCCGUCGAGCCAACUGCGGGCUACCCUGACCUCCGUGUCUCUGCCGCCGGGAGCCCAGACGGCUCCUCAGCCUGUACCGCCACCUCAAAUCCCCCGGGUUCAGCCGACACUGGACGACCGAAUCUUCCCCACACAACCCGGAGUGGCUGCAGUCUACAGCAGUGCCACAGACAUUGCUGUUUUUUUGAGGCAGAGCCAACUGAAGUUCAGUGCAGGAGAUGCGCACCAGUUUCCUCCUAAGAACAUUGUAACCUUUAUGAAGGUACCCAGGCAUGCUGGCCCUCCGUACACUGCUCACGACAUCACAAAGGGACACCCUAGCUUGGCGGGCACCCCACCCGGUCAUGCCCACUCCCCAGCACUCUCUCAGGUAUCACUACCCACAGCUUCCCAAUAUCGCUACCCUAAGGGCUGGGAGGCAGGCGGAGGGUCUCCAUACAACCCUGGACAAAAUGCUGUUUCCGCCCCUCUCGUGUAUUCUCCCCAGACACAGCCAAUGAAUGCACAGCCACAAAGUCGCCCGUUUGCUACGGGCCCUCGACCAACCCACCAUCAGGGAGGAUUCAGGCCCAUCCAGUUUUUCCAGAGGACUCAGAUGCAGACUGCGCGGCCUACCAUCCCCACGAACACAGCCUCCAUACGGCCGGGAUCACAGGCUCCCACGGCGGCCGUGUACCCCACUAACCAACCCAUCAUGAUGGCCAUGGCGCCCAUGCCUUUCCCUUCCCCACAGGCUGCACAGUACUACAUCCCACAGUAUCGCCACAGUACGCCCUACGUGGGACCUCCUCAACAGUACUCUGUGCAGCCUCCAGGGACUGGCACCUUCUAUCCUGGUCCAGGUCCAGGGGAGUACCCUGCCCCAUAUCAUCCCCUCAGGUACCACCCGCCUGUCUCACCCUCUGUUCCUGCUCCCGUCCCCACAGCUGGUCCGCCCUACUACCCAGGACAGAGUGUGUAUCCCCCCUCACCCCCCAUCAUAGUGCCUACACCACAGCAACCUCCACCAGCCAAGCGCGAGAAGAAAACAUCCUCCCAGAUCCGUAUCCGUGACCCCAAUCAGGGUGGCAGGGACAUCACAGAGGAGAUCAUGGCAGGGGGUUCAGGGAGCAGGAAUUCAACGCCUCCUGUCGGCCGGCCCUCCUCUACCCCUACACCCCCGCAGUUUUUAUGGGCGCACCCUCAUUAUCCUCACAUUUUCUACCUCAAAACGCAGCAGCAGCCGAGCAGCAGCCAGACACCAGAGCAGCAGCAGCCUCCUCAGCCACAGCAGGCCCAUCCUGGAGGUUACACGUUGGAGCCACCACAGCCCCAACAGCCACAGCAGCCAUCGACCACUGGGGCUUCAGAUACCAAACCAGGGCCAGAACAUGCUGCACAUCGACUGCUUUCACUUUCAUUUCCCACACAAGAUGAUACGCCAAAACUGGAGCCAGUUGUCCAGAAGUCUUCCUCGCCCGGGCUUGUGCAGCCUGAAGCCCCUGUCGAGAGACUUGAGGCCAAAGCUACUGUCACUGAGCUCUCUUCUGCUGUUGAACCAGAGCUUCCCUUACCUGCUUCAGUGACCGCCGCCGUCGCUCUCCCUCUGUCAGCGGCCAACAACAGUGAGCGUCCCUCAGCCAGGGAGUCCACUGCUUCAGCCUCUUCUUCCUCCUCCGCAGUCGGGGAGCACAAGCCCUCUUUGGCGACAAGUCAGACUCCCAACACAGACGAGCCUCUCUCAGACGCUCCGCGAACUCCGGCCGCCUCGCCAGCGCCGGCUCCCAAGGCUUUGAACGGCCUCGAGGACUCCGGGACCGAGCUGGACGCCCUGGCUCACGAGCCUUCUCUUCCGUCUUCAGCUGCACUCCAGCCCCCAGCCUCUGCUCCUGCUUACAGAGAGGCGGCCUCCUCUGAAACUCUGCCCUCUGACGUGAGGCCCGAGUUACCCGUUGCUGCUGCGCUCGCCCCUAUGGCACCUGUGGCCGUGGUGCCAGUCACCCUGACCUCAAGUCCCGCCCCAGCUUUGCCAGUCACGCUCCCCCUCGGCCUUCCGCCUCUAGUGCAGGCCACGACAGAGGCCGGCGAGCCGAGCAAGUCCUUAGACACUAAAGACAUCGUCCCCAAGGCGGGGACAGGGGCACAUGGAGGCAUUACAGACAGCAAAACAGAGUCCCAGCACCAAGCACUCACCAGGAAGAGUCCCACUACAGUUAAUCAGACUGCUUCUGCUAUACCAAAGAGCUGGAGGAAACCAAAGGAAGAGAUCGCUGCUGGAGACGCACCUCAAAAGGAAGAUGAGGACGAGCCCAGGCCAGUAGAGCAGCCUGCUGGAGACCAGGACCUGCAGUUGGCUCCUGUGAGCAGCAGCCCGGUGCCGCUGCCAUCCGUCCUCACCUCCACCGCUGCUCCAGCUCCUGCCAGCAGCCCCGAGGUUGACGGAAAGCCCGCCGCCAUCCCAGAGGAGAACGGCGAGGCGGAGAUGGAGCCCAUGAGGAACGGGGCAGGUCACACCUCAGAGACGGAGAGCAGCGACAGCGGAGUCACCUCCGGAGAGAAGGAGAACUCCACAGGGGCCCCGCAGGACAUGGAAGACCUGGCCGAGUCCAGUGGGAAGCGUCAGUACAACAGGGACUUCCUGUUGGGCUUCCAGUUCAUGCCCGCCUGCGUACAGAAGCCCGAGGGUCUCCCGCCCAUCAGUGAUGUGGUGCUGGACAAGAUUAACCAAAACAAGUUGCCAUCUCGAGUGGUGGAGUCCAGGGUGAUUUCCAGGGGACCGGAUUUCACACCUGCUUUUGCAGAUUUUGGCAGACAGAUAACCGGAGGACGAGGCGCUGCGCUUAUGAACAUUGGGGCUCGGCGGCCUCCACCCAGGAAGAUCAUCAUGAACGUGUCGGUUGAUGAGAUUCAGCUGAAAAAAUCUGAGAAUGCCUGGAAACCGGGCCUGAAGAGGGCGGAGGUCCUUGCAGACGAUCCCGCGGUGCAAGACACACAGGAGCUCUUCAAGAAGGUCCGCAGCAUCCUGAACAAGCUGACGCCUCAGAAGUUCAACCAGCUGAUGAAGCAGGUGACGGACCUGACCAUCGACACAGAAGAGAGGCUCAAAGGGGUCAUCGACCUGGUCUUUGAGAAGGCCAUCGAUGAGCCCAGCUUUUCCGUGGCCUAUGGAAACAUGUGCCGCUGCCUCGCCACGCUCAAGGUGCCGAUGACAGACAAACCCAACACCACAGUGAACUUCCGCAAGCUGCUGCUAAACCGCUGCCAGAAGGAGUUUGAGAAAGACAAGGUGGACGACGUGGUGUUUGAGAGGAAGCAGAAAGAGCUGGACUCUGCUGCAUCGACGACAGAGCGCGAGCGGCUCCAGGCGGAGCUGCAGGAAGCCAAGGACUUGGCGCGGCGGCGCUCCAUCGGCAACAUCAGGUUCAUCGGCGAGCUCUUCAAGCUCAAGAUGCUGACGGAGGCCAUCAUGCACGACUGCGUCGUCAAGCUGCUCAAGAACCACGACGAGGAGUCCUUGGAGUGCCUGUGCAGGCUGCUCACCACCAUCGGCAAGGACCUGGACUUUGAGAAGGCCAAGCCCCGGAUGGAUCAGUAUUUCAAUCAGAUGGAAAAGAUCGUCAAGGAGAGGAAGACGUCAUCUCGGAUACGCUUCAUGCUGCAAGACAUUAUGGACCUCAGAUUGCACAACUGGGUGUCCAGGAGAGCCGACCAGGGCCCGAAAACCAUCGAGCAGAUCCACAAGGAGGCAAAGAUUGAAGAGCAGGAGGAGCAGAGGAAAGUGCACCAGCAAAUGCUCUCCAAGGACAGCAAGAGACGGCCAGAUCCCAGAGAGCAAAGAGAACAGAGAGAUCAGCGCGUGCAGAGAGAAGAGACCUGGAACACUGUGCCCGUGACAAAGAACAGCAGGACCAUCGACCCCACCAAGAUCCCAAAGAUCUCCAAGCCUCAAAUGGAUGAGAAGAUCCAGCUGGGCCCCCGGGCUCAAGUCACGUGGGGGAAGGGCAGCAGUGGAGGAGCCAAGGCCAGUGACUCAGAACUAUCACGGACAGCUGGCCUCAAUCGUUACUCUGCGCUGCAGUCGACGCCUUCUCCUCAGCCCUCCACCACUCCUCCACAGAACCCAGACUUUGACUCCAGGAGAACUCUGGGAAGUCGUAACAGUGCGACGAGGGAACGCAGUGAGAAGCCGGUGAUCUCUGCCCCUCCGUCGUCACGGCCCGUACCGUUCACCAGGGGGGGCAGUUCGAAGGAGCUGCUGGAGAGUCCAACCCCCGAGGAGCCGCGGAGAGACCGGGAGCGAGAGGGAGCCGAGCCCUGGAGACUGAGUGUCACCGAGGACAAAACGGAGCCGGAGAGCAGCCGAGUCAGGGAACCUGUGAAACCGGAGCCAGUGGUCCAGACCUCGGAAAGACCUCCUAUGUCUGAGGACGAGACGGAGAGGAAGUCCAAGUCCAUCAUCGACGAGUUCCUGCACAUAAACGACUACAAGGAGGCUGUUCAGUGUGUGGACGAGCUCGACCUGGGCUCUCAGCUGCACAUCUUUGUGCGUGUCGGGGUGGAGUCGACCCUGGAGAGGAGUCAGAUAACUCGGGACCACAUGGGCCAGCUCCUCUUCCAGCUGGUGCAGCAGGGCAUCCUGCCCAAACCUCAGUUCUUCAAAGGGUUUGCAGACAUGCUGGAACAAGCGGACGACAUGUCCAUCGACAUUCCCCACAUCUGGCUGUACCUGGGCGAGCUGCUCACUCCGGUGCUGAAGGAAGGGGGCUUCUCUAUGAGAGAGCUCUUUAGUGAAUUAAGCAAACCUUUGCUUCCUGUGGGAAGAGCUGGGAUCUUAAUCUCUGAAAUACUGCACAUACUAUGCAAACAAAUGAGCCAUAGGUCUGUGGGUUCUUUGUGGAGGGAAUCUGGCCUCGACUGCACCGACUUCCUGCCAGAGGAAGAGGACGUCGAGGCUUUCAUCUCAGAACAGAAACUCCAGUUCGUUCUGUCGGACGGCUCCGGUCCCGAGGAGGCUCUGUCCAAAAAGAUCUUGUCUCCUGAGGAGCUGAGCCAGCAGCUGGAGAAACUCCUCCUGGAGGACAUGGCCAGCGACGAGCAGAUCUUUGACUGGGUGGAGGCAACCCUAGAUGAAUCUCAGAUGAGCUCAUCUCCCUUCCUGAGGGCUUUGAUGACAGCUGUGUGUAAGGCAGCAGUGAAAGAUGAUAACACCAACUGUCGAGUGGACACGGCCAUCAUCCAGUGGAGAUUGCCUGUAUUACUCAAGUACCUUAACUCAGACACUGAGCGACAGCUGCAAGCACUUUAUGCACUUCAGGCGCUGAUCGUCGCCCUCGAUCAGCCUCCAAACCUUCUCCGGAUGUUCUUUGACUGUCUGUAUGACGAGGACGUGAUCUCGGAGGAUGCUUUCUACAAGUGGGAGACGAGCAAAGACCCUGCUGAGCAGCAGGGUAAAGGUGUGGCCCUCAAGUCUGUCACGGCCUUCUUCACCUGGCUGCGGGAGGCGGAGGAGGAGUCGGAAGACAAUUGACGAGGGAGACACCCGGGGGACGCGACGUAGUAGAACUGCAUCCUUACAGCAGAACAAACAAAUAAACAUUCAAAAUGGGUGUGUGGGCAGGACGACAUGUUUUACGGCUGGAAUUUUUUUCUGCGGUACGGUUCGGAAAACAUGCCGCCAUUUUGAGUUUGGAUUCCAACGGCGGAAGCACUAAAUACCUGUAUUAUACAUAGAAAAUAUUUUUGUUUUAAAUUUUAACUUACUUUUGUUUUGUUACUUUUUAAGAAGAGACUUAAAAGCUACAUAGGUUCUGGACUCUUUAAUUUAUUAUUUUUUUAAGGACUGCAAAUAUGAAAGUUAUUUAACAUUUGCAGAUGCUCACAAAUGAGAACAGAAAUAACAAUAUAAUUAAUUAUAAUAACAAAAUAAUAAUUGUGAAAUAAAUAGCCUCCCUGGAUUCCACACUGUUUGGUUUAAAACGGGGUAAAACAAAGUUAUUUUGGGAUGACGGGGAAGCGGAGAUAAAAAGGAGAGGAUGCACAGAAGCUAUUAACGUUGUCCGUGUAUGACGUUUUGAGGUCAAAGGUUAUCUCCUAAUAACCAGAAGGUGUUUCCCUCAGCCUUGGCUAGCUCUACGUUGAUUUGUACAUACACCUCGUGAGAAGCAGAGGUAUGCAUUCGAGAAGCGAUGCAAGUCAGUCCACAGAACUGUCAAAACAAAUGCAGAUGAACAAACCGGAUACAUUGAAAUGAAACGAGCAAAAAAUUGCAACAUUAAAAAGCAAAUGGCCAAGGUCACUGAACGUGAAAUGCUUGUAAUACUUCAGACCUACAGAGCAGAUUAAAGCUUGUAAAUACAUUAAAGACAAAAAAGGUAUUUGAAA
Molecule: messenger RNA, 6878 nt
Organism: Anarrhichthys ocellatus (wolf-eel)
Lineage: Eukaryota; Metazoa; Chordata; Actinopteri; Perciformes; Anarhichadidae
Gene: eif4g3a
Product: eukaryotic translation initiation factor 4 gamma, 3a
Exons: 37
Coding region: 448-6024 (1858 amino acids)
Cellular component (GO): eukaryotic translation initiation factor 4F complex
Molecular function (GO): translation initiation factor activity; protein binding; mRNA binding
Source: RefSeq, a predicted model, not a curated record